Sphaerodactylus townsendi is the source of this 3350-nucleotide messenger RNA. RefSeq names its product histone H2A type 2-B-like. Gene Ontology annotation, cellular component: nucleosome. Lineage: Eukaryota; Metazoa; Chordata; Lepidosauria; Squamata; Sphaerodactylidae. The record is from RefSeq and is a predicted model, not a curated record. The transcript is spliced from 2 exons. Bases 208 to 588 code for a protein of 126 amino acids. Gene Ontology annotation, molecular function: DNA binding; structural constituent of chromatin; protein heterodimerization activity.
GCAGGUUAGGCUUGGAUUUAUAUCCUCCAGCAUCUCGCGCUUGUUAUUGUCACUGCAGCUGCGGUUGUCUCGCAAGGCGGGCGGUGCGAUCGGCUGAGGCUGCAAAUCUGGCUGACGGCAAGGCCGUGCCUCUCUGCAAGCGAGCGCUCGAGCUGAGAUUAUAGCUCUCUGCGAGCGCCCUCCCGCCCUCUCUCCAGUUUUCUCGCCAUGUCUGGCCGAGGGAAAUCGGGAGGCAAAGCUCGAGCCAAAGCGAAAUCGCGCUCCUCUCGGGCCGGCCUGCAGUUCCCCGUGGGGCGAGUGCACCGGCUGCUGCGAAAAGGCAACUACGCGGAGCGGGUGGGCGCCGGAGCGCCCGUCUACCUGGCGGCCGUCCUGGAGUACCUCUCGGCCGAAAUCCUGGAACUGGCCGGCAACGCCGCGCGGGACAACAAGAAGACGCGGAUCAUUCCCCGGCACCUGCAGCUGGCCAUCCGCAACGACGAGGAGCUCAACAAGCUGCUGGGCGGGGUGACCAUCGCCCAGGGCGGGGUCUUGCCCAACAUCCAGGCCGUUUUGCUGCCAAAGAAGACCCAGAGCUCCAAGAAAUGAGCCUGGCGGAGAAGCAGCCGAUCGGCCACUCGCCCCCCAACCCCCAACCCCCCGCGCCCCAUCCACAGAAUCUGGUGCUGCGGCCACCGGACGCUUCUUCCUUUUCUCUUCCACACUCGGUGCAGCCAGCGCCAGGCAGAGUUCCUUUCCUCAUCCUUUGCUUUGGUGCAGCCACCGCCAGGCCUCCUGCUGCGUGCCCCCUUUUGGCUCCUUCCCUUCCCUGCCUGGUGUUAUCAUCGCUCGGCUUCCUUUUCUGGCCAUUCCUCCUUUUGAACCAUCUCUUGUCACUCCUGCCCCCUUCCUCUCUAGGGACAGGUGUGGGAAGAGCAGUCCUAAUCACUAAUGCCACAAAAAGGGCACUGGCUCUGGGCUUGGCUGUCACCUAUUGCCCUAAAAAAUGAUUCUCCUCCCUCCCCCCCCCUCCCCUGCUGGUGAUUUAGUUCUGAACCUACGUAAUCUGCAUUAUUUGCGUGAUUCAGUUUUUCCCCAGCCCCCUUAAAUUUGGUUCAAUUUGUAGGGUUUAGGGAAGGACGAGAAAGAAGAAACCAUUCUGGAACCGGAAGAAUAGUUUAUGUGAGUUUUGUUUUAUCCCCCUUGAUAAACUGGGAAGCAGGACUAAUGGGAAGAGGAAAAGCACCUCACCCUCUGGAAGCUUCAAGCCUGCUAUAGGUAGAGUAGGGACUCUCAUUGGCAUGUGAUCUAUGUCAGAAAGGAGUCUGUGUGCCCCACCAAGGUGGGAAGGUGGACUGGAAGGAAGUAUGACCUCUUUGUUGCUUUGUCAUUUUGCACAAAUAUUCAGCCUCGUCUCUGAAAACUGCUCCAUCCCAGAACUCGAGAUGGUGAUGGAUCUACCUACCUGAUGUUUGCUGCACAACCUCAUUUAAUGUGAUCACAGGCUGUUGGAUAAAUGGGAGAGGCCACCAGGAAGCAUCAAUGUGAAAAACUCUUAUCCUUUCAAGAAAGUAAUCGUGUCAGAUGCUACGCUUUUUUUAAUCGUUUGCUGUAUGCUGAAGUAUUGUGUCGUCGUAUUUGUACCGCAUUCCUACUUGUGCACUCUUGUUAAAUUUUGAUUUUGUUAUUGCUGAGCUAUCUUUAAAUCUGUAGUAUAGUCGAGAGCUUUGCAUCUGAGCCUUGGGCCUGUUGUAUAGUCUCUUGGUCUGUUGUAUAGUCAAGAGUCUUGGGUUUGUAAGGAAACUGAAGGAUGCUUCACUUCCUGUGGGGUGUGCACACUAGUUCAUUACACUUGCCUGUGCGGAAACAAGAACUCUUUAAUUUAAAAAAAUACAAAAACCUGUUUAUCAGAGAUGAAGGUGGCCCCUGUGAGCAGGAGUCCACUUUUCAAACUGCAUUCAACUCUGAACAUGAUCUUGCGUCCUGAACUUCGAAGUGAUGUGUUCAGAUUUUCUGAAUGCGCUUAACAGCUUAGCUGGAAAGCAAGACUAAGAUUUAUAUCUAUUUUGGUCCACUUGACGUCAUUGGCACUAAAAUCAUUUCAAAUGAAAGUAUUUUUAGAAUAAUGGCUCACUUCUCAGCGUAGACUGUAGUAUAAGCUCAAUGGUGCUGACUGCUUCCUUGAAGCAGAAGUUAUUAGAGUAUGUUUAAUCCUCCUCUCCCCGCUGCACUGUAAAUUCUGUUGAAGCAUCUCCUGCUAUGUGUGGAGUUGAGCAUUUUUCUCCUAGUUUGCACUUUAAACGAUAAACUGUGUUCUCUGUUCACCAUUUCACUUCUAGUUUUUAGACGGACAUGCAAACUUGGCAUCAGUGUAAUGUUUUAGGGUUGGGUUUUUAGACUUAAAAGCCCUGUAAUUUAUAUAAGAGUAAAAUUUCUGGUUAAUGUGGUGGUUUAUUAAAUAGGUGUUUGGAUAAUGUACGAGCAUGAAGUUGGCCUUGCUGGUCCUGUGAUGCAUAGUGACUGUGGUUUUCUAGAAAUGGUACUGGAGUAAAAUCUUGCUUGCUUAGGUAAAAGAGUUGAUAGAACCAUGUGCAUGCAGCAGCAUCUAGGCUGAACUUGUAAUAUUUAUGGGGCAACUGUGUAUGUGCUGUUAAGUAGCAUGUGUUCAGCCUCUCAAGUGAGCUGUAAACCUGUGGAUGAAGUGUUGUCUUGCUCUGGUUCAGCUGAUGAUUUAAUGACUGGAAAAUGAAAGCAGUUUGUUCAGCAGCAAUGCAAUCCUAAAGAGGGAUGCAUCUUUCUAAGCACAUCAAAACUAGUGUGUUUAGCGGUGUAAUUCUGCUUUAGGGUUGCACUGCCAGUCACAGAACAGGAGAAAUGUCACAUUGCUAGAGUAUUGUCUCUUCAGUGAUACCUGAGAAGUAAAACCUUGAUCUGCCCUUAUCUGAGACUUCUCCCGCCCUUCCUCUGCAGACCCAGAAAAAGGCCUCUUGUUCCUAAAUAGCUAUCUCAUUCCUCUGGCACUGGACCAGCGUGUGGUUCUUUCAGAAAGCACUGAUUGCAUCAUUUUGGGGAGGGACUAUGUAAAUGCAAAUAACUGGUAGGAAGUGGGAAAGUCUGAGUUUCUGUAUUCGUGUUUUUCUGUCUUUGUUUUGAAGUUCAGUAUUUUUGUUUUGUCAAAUCAAAGAUUGCUUUGUAUUCACUAGAAAAUGCAGAACUUGUGAUACUGGAGAAAGUGAAAAACCAAUAUUCUUAUUAAACUGGUUCAGUCUUGAAUGCACAUAAAACUUGAUGUCAUUUUGACAUGUUAUUUAUGUCCUGCUUGGGGGUCAUUUGAUCCAUGGGAAAAUAAACUUGCCUGUAAUUUGCAUUUA